Molecule: messenger RNA, 1254 nt
Organism: Colletotrichum spaethianum
Lineage: Eukaryota; Fungi; Ascomycota; Sordariomycetes; Glomerellales; Glomerellaceae
Product: zinc-type alcohol dehydrogenase-like protein
Exons: 4
Coding region: 1-1254 (417 amino acids)
Molecular function (GO): zinc ion binding; oxidoreductase activity
Source: RefSeq, a predicted model, not a curated record
AUGGCAGCAGUAGCAAGAUUGACCUUCUUUAGUCCCAUUGCCUCGACGGCUUACAAGCCUCAUCCGACAGAAAAGAUGAAGGCUGCAGUUUUCCAAGGCUCCAAAUCUAUUACUAUUGAGGAGGUGCCGAAGCCGAUGAUCACUGCGCCCAAGGACGCCAUUGUCCACAUCACCCACGCCACCAUUUGUGGCUCCGAUUUACACAUGUACUCCGGCGAAUUGAACCAAGCCAUGAAGAAGGGGGAUAUCAUGGGUCAUGAAGCCAUUGGUAUUGUCGAUGAAGUCGGCCCGGAAGUUAAAACCCUGCAGCCUGGAGACCGGGUCAUCAUCCUUCCAGUUAUUGCAUGUGGUGAAUGCUUCUAUUGCAAACGCGAGGAGUACUCACUAUGCGAUAAGACGAACCCUUCAAAGGAGAUGGAGAAGAUCUACGGUCACCGGCUAUCUGGCAUUUUUGGAUACUCGCACCUCACUGGCGGAUAUCCCGGAGACCAAGCCGAAUGGUGUCGCGUUCCCAACGCUGACCUUACCUGCGUCAAGGCCCCGCACGGAAUCGACGCGAAGAAACUUGUCGGGCUUGCCGAUGUUACGACCACGGCCUGGCAUGGUUGCGAGCUUGCAGAAGUGAGGGAAGGGGACGUCGUUGGGGUAUGGGGAUGCGGCGCGAUUGGUCUUUCUAUCCAGCGGCUUUCGAAGCUCCGAGGUGCGAAAAAGGUAUAUGCUAUGGAUGUCGAUCCAAACCGUUUGCAAAAAGCAAAGGAAUUUGGAAUGGUCCCAGUGGACGUAUCGCAGCAUAAAGAUGUCGCAGAGUACAUACUCUCGGUCGAGGCACUGGGCCUUGAUCGUGGGAUUGAGGCAAGCGGAUUUCGGAGUGCCCAGUCUUUUGCGCACAAGAGCAUGCGGGCUUUGGGUUUGGAGGUGGACAGUGGGGACACAUUGACUGCCUGCAUCAAAGCAACCAGGAAGGGUGGCAAUGUUGCAUUGAUUGGCGAUUUCUUCUUUUCGACCAACCAGUUCCCCAUCGGCAUGUUGAUGGAAAAGACCAUCACUCUCAGGGGAGGGCAACUCAUGGCUCAGAAGUAUCAUCCGUUUCUUCUCAACUUGGUCAUUGAUGGCAAGUACGAUCCUUCUUGGAUGUUUACUCACGAAGCCAAGCUCGAGGACAUCGAUAAGUGGUACAGUUAUUUUGACAGACAUACUGUCCCGGGUGGUCUCAAGGUUCUCCUUACAACGGAGUUUGGUAGAUCUCUGAAAUGA